AUGGCAGCCCAAUCGGAUACACUCGACAUGUCCCUAUACUUUGGGGAUAUGGAACAGAGACUGCGAUUCUGCACAACACUCCUUGACCAGCUUAAGAAGCGUGGCUGUGUAAAGAUUCAGAACCAUGGGAUCCCGAACGAAGACAUACAGAGGUUGUUCGAAUUGACUCGCCAAUUCUUCAAUCUAUCCUACGAGGACAAAAUGAAGGCAAAGCGUCCAGCCCAAGCUAACCCAAACAGGGGCUACAGCUUCGUCGGUCAAGAGAACGUGGCAGGUAUCAGCGGCUUCGAGAAGGGACUGGGUCCGUUGACUACAAAGGAUAUCAAGGAAACCCUGGACAUGGGUUCCGCGAACGACAAGUUGGUCGAUAACAUCUGGGUUCCGGAGGACAUCCUUCCUGGCUUUCGCAAUUCUAUGGAGUCUUUCUACGACAAGGCAUUCGAGACAGAGAUGCACCUCAUAGAUGCUCUCGCUACCGCUCUAGGAAUCUCCGCAACACACCUCAAAUCCUUGCACUCGAAAGCGGAAAACGAGUUCAGGCUUCUACAUUACCCUCCUACUCCAGCCUCGAAACUAAAAGAUGGAAAGUCAACUCGUAUCGCCGAACACACAGACUUCGGUACCAUCACCAUGCUGUUCCAGGACUCUACAGGUGGUCUACAAGUCGAAGAUCAGACACAACUUGGGACAUUCCGAGAUAUUGAGUCCUCGGGCCCGACAGACAUCAUCUUGAACGUUGGAGACUCGUUGCAGAGACUAACAAACGAUACCUUCAAGGCAGCUUGUCACAGAGUCACAUAUCCACCAACGAUCAAAGCUGACGGCGAUGAGAUUAUCCCAGAACGUUACUCCAUCGCAUACUUCGCCAAGCCGAAUCGUGACGCAUCUUUGCUUCCUCUGGAAGACUUUGUCACUGAUGCAACGCCUUGUCUUUAUCAGGACAUCACAGCAUGGGAGUGGAACAACAUGAGGAUCGAAAAUUUGUUUGCUGGAACGACGGCGUGA
Molecule: messenger RNA, 1005 nt
Organism: Lithohypha guttulata
Lineage: Eukaryota; Fungi; Ascomycota; Eurotiomycetes; Chaetothyriales; Trichomeriaceae
Exons: 3
Coding region: 1-1005 (334 amino acids)
Molecular function (GO): 2-oxoglutarate-dependent dioxygenase activity
Source: RefSeq, a predicted model, not a curated record